AUGGACGUCGACUCUCCGUCUGGGGCCGCGGAUACCGAUCCGGAGCCCGUCGAGGCCACCGAUGACAGCUGCCCCGAACAAGCCACCGAGCAAAGCCCCUCGUCCGAUGGGGAGUCUUCUCCCUCGUCGUCCCCGCCGCCGCCGCCGCCGCCACAGCUGCCUGCCAUCACGGGACCCCGGCCUGCGCCCGCAUACUCGGUCGUGAGUGCCAUCAUCGAGAAGAAGGAGGACGGGGCUGGGUCAAGAUGUGGGCACACACUGACCGCUAUUGCGGCCGUGGGCGAGGAGGGCAGCGCAGGCUAUAUCGGUCCGCGUCUUAUUCUAUUUGGAGGUGCCACUGCCCUCGAGGGCAAUUCCGCCGCCCCGCCGUCUUCAGCUGGGAGUGCUGGCAUCCGUACGUUCCUCUUCUGUUCAAAUCGUGUUCUUCUUCUUCUUUCAACUGAUGGACUACCAUUUUCCGGCCUUCGAAUGGCCAAAACAAUGCUGGCCACCAUUGCGCUAAUUUUAAACAUUCCGUUUGUUGGCCCAUUAUUGUCGAAACUGGACAAGGUAAAAGUUUUUAACUUUCAAAUGAAGUAUGGAUGCGGCUGGGCAGUAGGGUGAUCCGACGAGGAAUAUAUCACCAGAGCAAUCUAAAAUCCUUGCUCUCUAAAUCAUUCUCGCUUGAAUAGUAGUUGUUUCUGGCGCUGUCUUUGAGGUGUCAACUUAUCUGAAAUUGCAGGUCUUGCUGGCGCAACUGCUGAUGUACACUGCUACGAUGUCCUAUCAAAUAAGUGGUCAAGGUAAGGACCUGAACAUGGUUGUUCUCUCCUGGCAAGGGCUGCGUGAUGAGAGCCUGCAUUUUUGCCACAGUAAAAAAUAUUAAUUUAUCUUUCACCAAGCUUCAUAAGAUGACAUGAAUUGCGAACAUUUCUGCCAUGUUUUUCACCUUGCUGGGGGAUCACUUUCUUCUGGACUUUUGUUGUGGUUCUCGGUAAUCAAUCUUAUUCUUUUCGUGCUCAGGCUCACUCCUCUUGGAGAGCCUCCCUCACCCAGGGCAGCACAUGUUGCGACCGCAGUGGGCACAAUGGUGGUAAUUCAGGUACUUGGGAGGCUCAUGGACUUCACUAUGUACCCUCAUUCUGCUGGUGCAUGUUUCUUCUUUCCACCCAGAUAACUUUUAUCAAUAGAUAUCAUUCAUUUGUUUCAGGGUGGAAUUGGUCCUGCCGGUCUGUCUGCAGAGGAUCUUCAUGUUCUUGAUCUAACACAACAACGUCCGCGGUGGCAUAGGUUAAAGCUUCAUCUAGCCUCCAAUUUUACUUUUGUUACUUCUUGUGAUGUAUAUAUUUCCAAUGGUACUAUCAACAUAUCUGCAGAGUUGUUGUCCAGGGACCAGGCCCUGGUCCUCGCUAUGGACAUGUGAUGGCGUUAGUCGGCCAAAGGUUUUUGUUGGUAAUAGGAGGGAAUGAUGGUAAGCUUUGUUCUUUCCUCCAAGAUAACAGUGCCCUCCCAACCCAUCCCCCAUAAAUCCCCUGAAAUUUUUUUUCCGAAUGAUUUAGAACCACUUGAUUUCUAGGCGUUAAUUUUUCACUUAACAUGUCCCAUUGCUUUUCUUCUCCAGGGAAGCGACCUCUGGCUGAUGUUUGGGCGUUGGACACUGCUGCAAAGCCCUAUGAGUGGAGGAAGUUAGAACCAGAGGGUGAAGGGCCACCACCUUGCAUGUGAGUGCAGCUGGCCGUAAUUAAUUUUGGUUCUGUUGUGUGCUUAACCGAACUCAUGCACCAUUUAUCUUAAUUUUUACAUUUGAAUGUUGAUGAUCGUUUUUUGCAUGAUUUGGCAUCAUAAUUUUUUUAACCUUUUAGAUUAGUUUUUAAUUCUUCUUUUUUGUUCAAUACAGACUUAACUCAAUUAGCUUAUUAUAGAAUUUAGAAUUCAUAUUUUGCGACUGAAGAAUUCACUUAAAAGAUGACUAGUGAGAGGAGAUAAGAUUAAUGAAUUGCCACCCUCCCUAUCUGAAUUGCUGAAAGUAGAAAAAGAUUCGAUGCUGGUAAAACACGUACUGUCCAAGUAACACUAAAAGCAGGCCAUGCAUCUAGGUGCCAACUGUUAAAGGUUAAUUUGCACAUUUGUGAUUGCAAAUGUCUGAAUGUGAAUAUUGAGUGUAGCAUAUCUGCUUGUAUUUGUAUAGAUUUAGAUAUAAUUGGAGUGAGGAGGUUUUAGCCAAAAAUUAAAAAUUUGAGUUUUAACAUGGAAAAGUCAAGGUAUGCUUUUGGUAUGACUAAUCACACAACUCUAGUGACAUAUUUGCUAUGAAACCUUUACCAGAUUCCUAUGUAUGUAAUUGUCUCUCCUGCAGUUCCAAAUAGGUGGAAUCAUUCGUGGCUGUUGUAUCUACUUGAAUACCAAUGUUUAAUUCUAGAUAAACUGUCAAGUGGGAAUUGAAAACUGUAUGAAUUUAAGUUUUUCAUAUAGAUGAGUCCCUUUGCUAUUCUUGCACUUUAAAGUGCUGCUAGAUAGAGUGUGAACUUAUAAUACUCUUUAUAUGAGUUAAUUAAAAUUUAUAAUGGAUGGGAACAUCAGAUGAAUCUCUCUUGCUCGAUAUCUUUCCUCAGGUAUGAAUUGAUUUUUUUUUGCCAAAUUUUCAUCAUGUACAAAGGGGAGAUGCCUAGUUAGGAAAAUAGAUGGAUACAUAGGAUGGAAGUAGAGAAAGUCAAGCACGGAACGAGCCUUGUCUAUGUAGGUUCAAUCCUGUCUCGUCUUGCUUCUGGCGAAGCUUAACGUCUGUAGGCAUUCUGGUAUGGUAAGAAGACUCCUUUUCUUUUAAGGUCGACCACUACAUGAGAGCGAUAGCGAAGCCAAGCCAUCAAAAUUGUAGUGAUACAAUCAUAUAUAGUCUUGACCUUUUAAGGAGUGGAAAGCUCUUAUUGAAAGUUAUUUGCAUUCUGUCACAUGGUUGCACAUUUUGUUGGUUUGUUUUUUCCAGUACUUAACUUUGAUUUGGAGUUUAUUUCUUACGAUUUUCUGUUGCUAAAAGCUGAGUAAGUCACAAGUGCUCUGCCGAUCUUGGGGCUUUGGGAAAAAAAUUAGUUGCGAAUUAGAUGCCAUAAAAUCGAAACUCAUAUGAUUAUGCUCAUGUGUGUUUUAAACCGCUAAUUGUGGGUCAAUCCUUUGCAUUUUGUAUUUGAUUCAGUUUUUAGUACUGUUAACCUUCAGACUCAGUGGAUGUGAAGGAUCAUGGUUCCCAGAGUUAAACUCUUUUGCUGAGGGAUUACUUGAUUUCAGUCAGAAUUACUACUCCAAGUUCAAGAUCAUUGAGUUUCAUGGAAGGGAGUUGACAUUCACCCUGAAGUUAAAAAAAUGGGUUGUCACUGCUGGGUGAGUAUUAGGGGGUUAAUCAACUUUGAAUUCUAAUAGAUUUGUGGUUGGCUUGGAGUGGCCCUAAAAGCCAACAUUUUGAGUCCUGUAUGCUUGGUUUCGGUAGCGUUUGAGAAGUCCAGCAGUUAUUUUAAUUAUUGAAUUGUUUAGGACAGGGAAUCCAGUACUAUCCACGUUAGAGUGAGAUAUAAUAUUUUUAAUAUGGAAGAUCAAUUCUUCAAUCUUGAGUGUUGGGGUGUGACGGAAAGAGAUUUACAUCUUGUUACUGGCUAAAGAGAUAUUUUACAAAAGGGAUGCUGGUAACUUAUUGAAAAUGUACGUACCUGGUACUUUCCAUUCUUUAUGAUAUUUUGCUGAUAAGUGGUACUGGCCAUUUUCCAGGAAAAAGGGUGUUGAGUAGUUGGGAGUUGGUGGUAGGAUACUUUAAAGGGAUGGGGUGAUUGAAAACAGUUCUCUAUUUAAUUAAGUGUUUGUAGAGGUGGCGCAAUACCAAACUUAAUGAAAACAAAGCAAAUUUUGUAUUAAAAGUUUACAAGUAGAGCACAAGAAAGUGGAAAAAAGAACAUGUCCUAAGUGUAAAUAUUCAGGUGACUUAAGCUAGUAUUUGAUUACUUUCUCUACAUGAUAUUAAUGAAAAUUUAAAGUUCACUUAUAUCAAUUACGAAAUAUCUACAUUUCUCUCGCUAAAAAAAUGAAAAUUUAUACAUUUAAACUUUUGAAAAAUUCUCAUUUACGAUAUAUUAUCAAAAGCUUCGGGUCUAUCAUUAAUUUAGUAAUUGCCACAGCUAAUUUAGAUAUGUAGCUACAGAUUCAUGAGCAUCAUGGUUAGUUGAUAAGAUCUUUGAUGCAUUACUAGUUUUUGAAGUAGGUCACAUUAUGCCAUUGACUUUAAAAAUCAGGCAGAACAUAGUGCCAUUCAAGUUAUUGCUUUUGAUGUCAUUGCCAAAAACAUAGUCCCGGAAUGUGUAAGUUGUGUGAUCAAUAUAAAUGCUAGUUCCAUUGAAUAAGUCUUCCAACAUGAUAAUUUAUGGUGGCCGACUAGGCUUCCAAGCAACCAAGGCAAGCAGCUUUCGGCCUGCUCUUUGAGGGGCCUGAUCUCCUCUCCCAUGUACAAUGCCGUGUUACUACGGCGACCCUUCAAAGUUAUGUUCCGAAACAUGUGUAAUCUGCUAUUUUAGCAAGCACUAUGAAGAUGGUUGAUAAUAAUGGAGUGGUCCCUACCACUGGAAAUAAACGAGAUAUCAUUUCUCUGUAACAGAUAUUAAAUCUUUGCUUUUCUUUGCUUCAAUUAUUGAUAAGGUUUUCACUGUUGAAUGACUCUGUUGAAGCUCUGCCUGUGUGCCAAACUUUAGGGAAGACCAAGAAGAUAUCUUGAUGUUCGUUCCUCAAUCUGCGAUUUUAAUAUCCAACCAGAUGAAUUAAUGACACAGUGGCAAGAAGUAUCUUCAUGCCACGGUCAUGUUUAGAAACCUUGGUGCUGCUUGACUACCCGACCAUGAAUGGCGAUUUCAUGCCAUCCCUGUCCCAAAAACUUAACCCAUUGGCCAUUAGGUUUGAAACUGAGUCUAAGUGCCAGAUUUACAAGAAAUUCCUUAAAUGUCAUGGGGCUUCUGUCUAUGUUUCAGCUGAACUUCAUCAAGAAAAACCAGAUUUCUUUUGGAAUGGGUUUUCACCAUUUUUGUUGCCAAUCUGUGCCAUGCUAAAUUGCAUUCUGGUUUGAAAAAUUUGAUUAAGCUCUAGUCCAAUUCAAGCUUUGUUUAAAUCUAAUCCCAGAGUGCUCAGUCUAGUCUACGAUCAGCCAAAGUUGUAACCCUAAUGCAUUGCGUAUGUAUUCAUUUUAGUAUAACAAAAACGGGAAAUUAACCUUUUUUAGAUCAAGAAUGAAUAUUUUCUUUUAGGUUUUGCUCCUAUGGCUCUAUGACGAAGGAUUGUGUGUUAGAUGAUUUUGAAUCUUUUGUGAAGACAGAUGUAGGAGAAACAACUUCUAUAUCAAUUUGUUUAAAGUUCAUAACUUUUCAAUGCUUUCAUAUUUUGUAAGAGACCCAAAUGUGGAUAUUUUUUGCAAAAUAUCAACCUUUAGAUUUCAGUAAUGUCUUCCACAUAUACCUUAGCCAUCCCAUGACAACAACUGUUAUUUCAUUAGCAUCACUUUAUGCUGUUUUGAACACUCGUCGUUUUGACAAUUCGAUUUGAGUGUUUAGUCACCAGUAGGAUGGCACAUUUAUUUUUGUAAUGACUGAAAUGUGGCAUGAAUCAUCUGAUUUGAUAAGCAUUACUUGUUUACAUUUAAUAAAAUUAUAAUUUUAGCCUCUUAGAGAGAUGACAUGAAGCUUGAAGAGUCAGUAUAAGUGCCAUCGAAGUUCCUAUUUACUGUAAUUGUUGCUAUUUUUGGUUAUGUUUAAUAUGGCUAUAGUUUCUCUCAACGUCUAAAUUUUCUAAUAAAUGACUGGUUCCUCAAAUUCUCAAAUUGAAUGCUAUUAAGGACAGAAAUUGAAUGCUGCCUUUCUUUUUAGAUAUUUCCUUGUGCUUUUCUUUAAUUUACUCAUUAGUUUACUCAGCCCGCUUCAGAGGGGAAGCAAAGAUUCUCAUACCAUUCAGAAGUAAAGGAUUUGCAUGGCAGAAAAACUGACCACCAAUAUUUUCCACAUUGUUUUUACUUAAGUGCUAACUAAGGCAUAUACUGUCCAUUGUACAGUUUCUGUCCUUAAUAGGUUUUGCUAAAUAUUUUCCAGCAAGAGAUUUAUGUAAUUCGGGAAUGCAUUCCCUUCCAAGCUUUCUCGUGUGGCGACUAACAGAAAUUGAAUUGGGUUUUUAGCAAUUGUGUUUGGAGUUCACAAUUUAAAGAGAAAUAUUCAUUUUUAUUUCUUGGUUCCAUGUUUCAGCUUGUCCUUAUAAAAUUCUUUUUGCUCUAACUUUCUCAUUCCCAAACUUUUGAGUAGGUAUGCAACUGCAAGUGCUCGUUCUGACGGUCUUCUUCUGCUGUGUGGAGGGAGGGAUGCAAACAGUGUGGUGAGUUGUGACUGAUGGAGGAUUACGAUGCAAUAUGAUCAUUCCCGUUUUAUUUGAUCAUAUUGUAUUUUAUGCAUGUAUUAUUGAUUUCUCUUCGAAAGAGCUGCUGUCCACAGUUCAUUUUUGUACUCCAUGGGCUUAACCUCAAUUCAAAACGUAUAUACAUCAUAGUGACAUCAUCUGAUGGUGACUGUCUAGAAUAGGUGGAAAAUCCUUGGUAUGUUGGUGCUUCUGAGAUGCUUGUUUGAUGUUCAAUAAAUAAUGAAGGAUGAGGGGUCUUUAUUGUUAACUUGACAUGGAAGAAUGUAUGGAUGUGGUCAAAUAAGUUAUUCUGGUGUCUAUUGCUGCAUAAUAUUUUUGGCUCUCAGAGCAUAAAAAAUAUGAGCAUUGAGGGUUUGUGUUUUGAGCGACCUGCCUCUGCAGGGAGAUCUGUUGCUGUUAGCUGGGUGACAAUUUAUUAUAUAGCGGAAACUGUUUCUCCGGAUUCAUUUGAAUCAAGGUCUUGUGCUGGCCAACCUUGUUUUAUUUGGGAACUUGUCAGACACAUCUGUUUCCAAUAAUGUCUCCCCUUUUAUGUGAAACUAUAAAGAGAAAACUAAAGAACAAAUAUUAUAAUAAUACACACUGGAAGAACGUUUAAAUAUAUGGAUGAACAAAUAUUUAUUUUGACAUGCAUUGUUUUCGAUUAUUUGAUGUUUUAUGAUUAUCAGAAUAUGAGCAUGAAAGGGUUGUCUUGGGUAUGAGUUCCCAUUUAAGUAGGGGAUGUGUUGAUAUUAGCAGUCAGAUGCUUCUUUUGUUUCUCAUGUUGUUUUGUUCUUGGAUCAUUGUUAAUGUAGGAUUUGCUAGGUUUUGGGCUUUGUUUGAAUGGCGGGAUCAUCAGUCCCAUUUCUUUUAUUUUCGGAAAAUAGUUUUUGAAAAACGAGCUGACUACUGAUUCCAACCUUGGCCAAACCAAAACGGAAUUUAUGUUCGGUCUAGUGUAGGUUACAAUGUUUUUUUACUUUGAGGUUUUUUUGGAUCUUUGGGCUGAGGGGGUCAGGGUUCUCGUUGGAUGCACUGUGGAGGUCGAGGAGAAAAGUGGGAAGGUCUGCUGUUGUUGGGAAGACAGUUGGGGUAGGGGGAGGGGGAGAUGGCAGUGUUUAAGGAUGGUGCCUUCUGGGUUUCUAGGGCAGUUCUUUAUAAACCCUAGCCUGUGCCAUCUAAGAAUCAUCCAAAACCUUGCUUGGAUUUAUUCUUAACUUCUUAAUGCUGUUUUGCUUUUCCAUUAUGUAGUACCUCCAAUUUUCAAGGUUCAUUGACGCAACAUUCGAUUAAGACUUGGAAUGUCAAAAUCUUCACAGAUCGUAGUCUUGGUUUUAUGGCCGUGACUUCGGCCAUUUCGCUUCCGAUUACAGAUGUCCAUGAAUUCCUUCUAAAACAGAAUUAUCCCCCUUGGAAAAAGCCUUAUCCACAGACGAGUUGGGCCAUUGAUGCUGUGCACCUGCUGAAAAUGGAGUUGUUUCAGACGAGUUGGUCUUGCUGCCCUGGUAUGACAGACCACAUUUGUACUCUACGAACUGUUUGAUCAAACUAGAUGAUGAACUCUCCUGGAGAAAAAAUGGCUUCUUUUUUUAGUCGACACCUUGGACAAAACUGUGCUUGAUGUAUACAUGCAUGUGUUCAUUUAUGUGUAUUUCGUAAUGUUUAUGGUAUUUACUAAAUCUUAUCGUGGUAUAACACAAAAGCAUAUUUCUUGCUUCGAAUUAGCAAAUCUUAGGGCUUGAAGCAUACUUAUAUUUUCCAAAAUAAGAAUAAUUUUCUAGAUUUUUACUAUUCAGUGCUGUGUGCUCUGUACUAAGUGGAUUUUAUUUCUGUUAGCCACUUGCAAGUGCGUAUGGUCUUGCGAAACAUAGGGACGGUCGCUGGGAAUGGGCUAUAGCCCCUGGAGUCUCACCAUCUCCCAGAUAUCAACAUGCUGCUGUGAGUGCAAUCUUCUGUUUUUUCUGUACAACCCACCCUCCAUAUGUUUGUAAACGGACAUUGAAAUCUCACUCACUAUAUUACUUUUCUAGGUUUUCGUCAAUGCAAGGCUUCAUGUCUCUGGUGGGGCACUUGGCGGUGGUCGCAUGGUCGAAGAUUCCUCAAGUGUUGCAGGUAGUUUUUCUGAAAUUUCAUGAAGCAGCACGUAUAACUUCGGGACAUUAUUUUCUUUGAUGGAUAUGUACAUUAUUAUUGCCAUUUUAAUCUUUAAAAUUUUAGCUCUGUUAGAAAGGGUAUAGUUUUCUAAAUUUUUCCUUUGGAAAGAGAAACAGCCUGAUAGUAAACGUUACCAUUAAAGGGAAAAGGUCGUUCUGUGAAGGCAACCUGCAAAUAACACAUGCAUUGCUUAUUUAAAAGCCCGAUCCAAGGCCAUCGAAAGUGGACUAAGUUUAUCCGAUGGGCAUCUCUACCUGAUUUUAAUUUAAAAUUGGUUUUUUGCUCAUAAACUGAGUGUUUGGGCUAGAAUUGAGCUUGUUCAGAUGUUGUUUAGAAAGGGCAUCACCUUGUCUUCUAGAUUUACAUCAAGUUCUCGGAUUGGGAUCUCUGCCUGUUUAUUGUAGCGAGUAUGAUAUAAAGAGGAAAAUUUGGCUGCUUUUGUAUCCAAUGAGCUCACUGGCUUUGUUGAUUUUAAGUUCACGUGACUCAUUAGUAGUUAUCACCGAUAUGGACUGUUGAACUUGUAUCUAUAUAUUGGAAAUUGGAUCUUUGUUAUUCUCCAAGUCACCUUCAGUCUGAAGAAUGUAUGUAAAGGGCAGUCCCACCAUAUCUCAAAUGUAACACAUAAUGUAAGAUUAUUUUUAAAUUUCUGAAGAAAAAAUAAAAUGAGGUUCCUUAUUGAAUUACCCGGUAUGAACCAAUUUCUAUUGUUGUUUUCUUAUGAUAUUGCCUUUUACAUCAUCAUAUUAGUACUGGACACUGCUGCUGGAGUUUGGUGCGAUACCAAGUCGGUUGUAACAAGCCCCAGAACGGGGAGAUACAGUGCUGACGCUUCUGAUGGGGAUGCGUCCGUGGAGUUAACCCGACGUUGUCGACAUGCUGCUGCUGCUGUUGGUGAUUUGAUCUUCAUCUAUGGAGGACUGCGGGGUGGUAAUGCCUGAAACCUAUUUAGAUAAAUUAACUUUCUGUUCAGUACUUAUUCAUAUCUUUAUUUUACUGUAUUAUUUUUUCUAUGCCAGAGCAAUUGUAAUGAAUUGAAAUGCCAUCUUACAUAUUAUGGAUCAGUGCAUUGCUUUUUCAAACUUCUGAAUAUUAUUGUUUCAUUUGUUUCACAUUUUUCCUCUCAAAAAAAAACAUUUUUCGGUUAUGGAUGUUUUGCGAAAAUCAACUCCAUAAUUUUUUUGUUCUUUAUCGUAGGCAUGGCAGUUCAGAAUAACGCUAUUACUUCGUCAUUUUUUUCAUUGAGUAAUCUUAAAUGUUUUUUGACUAUGACUUCUGAUCAACUUAUCUGAAUUGAAAUAAUGAGCAGUACAUUAUAAUGUGUCUUCGUUAUGAUGCUAUUAUGCAGGGGCAGUGCUCAUUUUUUUCACUCAAAAGACCUUUUCUUUAAAUUUUUUGUUCGUUAUCUCUUUGUUGAUGAACUCUGUCUGCCUGUGCAGCAUUGAUGCAUCUCAUGUCGUUCACAUGAAUCAAAAUGAUGCACUCUGUUCGAUUGGUCUGGCUGCAUAUUUUAAGAUUUUUAAUAUAACCUAUUAUUGGAAAAUGAAUUUUAUCUGGAAAGCUGUGCAUUUGGAGACUAACUGUCCAUGCCAUAGUGAAUUUUUUAUGGCUUGGCUUGGGUCUUCUACUUUCCAAGUCUGGAUAUGAUACUGGUUAGUCCAACAUUGGCUUGAAGACACGUAAUUGUAGGAACCCAAAUUGUAUAUUGAGUAUUCCAUUGUUUAUUAUAGCUUGUAGACCAUUGUAAGGACCAGCAGCAUUUGUGCAGAAAGAAAUAUUCUUUGAGUUGGACUUCAAAGCCCCAUGGUUUUUUGUAACCGGUCGGAUGGUGAUGGCAAUAAAUAAAAACCGAAAAUGGGAAGUGGUGGUAUGGUUUCGAUGGUUUUGCCCACUUCCGGUUGGUGUAAAGACAUGAACCUAAUUGUUCAAUACUGGCUGCUUCUGCUAGACACAGAUGUAUAUGAUGAAAACUUCGAUUGUUUCUUUUGAAUCCUGUCAAAACACAUUAUUCGAUUCAUUAAGUCUCUGGAAAGGAUUAAUAUUCUUCUAUUAGACUAAGUAAAUAUUAAAUCGGUUGUCAUGCACACGCUCAAAAUAAUUAAAAAUGAGGACACACGACAUACAUGGAUGGGAAAACAUCAACAAUAUGAAUAUACAUAAUUCUCUUUCUUGUGGAGUUUGCCAUACCUUUGUGAUUUGGCUCUGUUGUUGUGUUCUUAAAUCAACUAAAGUGACUCAGGGGGUGAUCCACCACCUUAUUGCCAUGGCAAUAAAAUGAAAGAUGAUGUACAAUGUAGUUGUUUUAUUUUUUGAAAGAUAAACUAAUGAUUAAAUAAUUGAUGAAUAAUAUGCUCAUAUCCAAUAAAUGCAGGAUAUUAAUUGCAUAGGAAUAUCUGCAUCAGAUAUAAACUGAAUGUAAAAAUUAUUUAUCAUAUUUACGCCACAUUAUUUAUUAUAUAACACAAAAAAUGAUUCAUUUCCCAAAUCAAAGAUACAGAAUAAAUAGAUGCAUCAGAUUUCGAUAUUGAACAUGAAACGAUAUAGAAUAGGAGAACAAUUUUGUUAACUAUUUGAGUAUAAGAUUUACUAAACCAAUAGAUAUUCCUCAGUUGCAAGUGCCAUCAGUAUUUUAAGAGAACAAUGAAAAUGGUUUAUUUUGUUUCCACGUGGCCACGCUGUGUUUUCCUGGUCCAUAGCAUAAGGAUUAUUUUUUGUUGGAAAUAAUUGGGGUAAAUAUUAUUACCGUUUUUCUUAGAUCUAUUUUUCUAUCACAGGUAAGUAACAUUGGAAUUUAAGUUAUUUACUAGAUGAGUUUUCUGUGUAAUCCCGGUAAUCCAUUUAUGUUAAUUGUUGGGUGCUGCUUAAGGGAUUUCCAUUUACCCCGUUCAUUAGUUUAAUUGCAAAUAUGGUGCCUGAAUUUCCUUUUCAGGUGUGUUGUUGGAUGAUUUGCUCGUUGCUGAGGACCUGGCUGCUGCUGAGACUACAACUGCAGCUUCACAUGCUGCUGCAGUAGCUGCUUCGACAAAUGUGCAACAGGGAAAGUUAUCUGGGGGACAUGGUUUUGCUAAUGAGAGAACAAGGCAAGACACUUCUGAAGCACAUCCUGAUGGUGCUGUUGUACUGGGAAGUCCUGUUGCUCCCCCAAUAAAUGGGGAUAUGUACACAGACAUAAGCACUGAGAAUGCAAUGCUCCAGGGUCAAAGGUACUUGGAUGAUAUUGUUUGGAUAAAAAGUCCAGGAAUGUUGGAACUCAUUUAUGUACUCAAUGUAAAUUCCUUUGAUUGUUCACUGAGCGAGGUGCUUGCUGCAGGAGACUAAGCAAAGGAGUUGAAUACCUAGUUGAAGCCUCUGCGGCAGAGGCCGAGGCUAUUAGUGCAACUCUUGCUGCCGCUAAGGCCUGGCAGCUUAAUGGUGAAGUCACACCACUGCCUGAUCGGGACCGUGGUGCUGAUGCUACAUCAAGUGGCAAGCCAAUAUCUACUUUUACCAAGGUUCCAGAGUCUGCCCAACUAGAUAAUGCUCCUCCUGGGGUUCGACUACAUCACAGAGCAGUUAGUUCUGCACUUCAAGGCUUCACUUAUCAAUUAUUGUAUACUUAAUAAGAACUUGUUGUGUGGUGAUUCGAUUUUACAUCUGCUUUAUGCAUCAUUAACCAUCGGUUUCUUGGUAAGUGCAGGUAGUUGUAGCUGCAGAGACUGGGGGUGCCCUUGGAGGUUUGGUUCGUCAGCUUUCCAUCGAUCAAUUUGAGAAUGAAGGGAGAAGGGUAAGUUACGGUACACCAGAGAGUGCAACUGCGGCCAGAAAACUGCUAGAUCGGCAAAUGUCAAUCAAUAGUGUGCCGAAAAAGGUACGGAAAAUAAAAAAAUAAAUUGAUGAUGUUUUUGUCAUAUUAAUGAUGUUUCCUGAAACAGAUUCUGAUAAUAAACAGCUGACUGACAAUUAUAACUUAUGUUCAUAGAACAAUAUAUAUCGUCCAUUUGUCAUUUUUUUGGCACACCAUUUAUUGUCAUUUGGUAGAGACAUAUAGGACGGAUCUGGAUAGGCCCAUGAUUUUGAAACCUUAUAUUUUGAUUCUCUGAUUUUUCUUAGGUCCAUAUUUUAAGUUUUCCAGUGUGAAACGAGUGUGGCUCAUCUUUCUUAUGAUGUGCUUACUUUUGUUAUCUUGGACUUACCGAUAGUCAGCAACUAAUAAGGCAUCAACUUCCCGAAUAUUGUUGUGGCAUUCUCUCCAGGUAAUAGCACAUCUUCUGAAACCUCGUGGUUGGAAGCCCCCUGUCCGGAGGCAGUUUUUCCUUGACUGCAACGAAAUAGCUGAUCUUUGUGAUAGUGCUGAGCGAAUAUUUUCAAGUGAGCCAAGUGUCCUGCAAAUAAAAGCUCCUGUGAAGAUUUUUGGUGAUUUGCAUGGCCAGUUUGGGGAUCUCAUGCGCCUGUUUGAUGAAUAUGGUGCUCCUUCAACAGCAGGAGACAUAGCGUAAGCUUUCUUGUUUAAUGAACAUUGUGCUCUUCCCUGUUAUGUCAUUGUGGCUUUUUGCUUCAUUGUCUUAUGCUAUCUUCAGUUCUUUGCGUCUGCUGCUAAACUAUCUUACUUUGUUAUUGGUACUUGUAUUAGCUACUGUAAAAGAUAAAUUGUCACAUUUAUGUUUGUCUUCUUAAAUGCUUUCUAAAAUGAUAUUUUCUGUGCAUUGUUGUGGUUAGGGUUUCGUUUUGUUUGUGAGUUUCUCUUGCAUAGGGUGAUGACAGUUGUGUUUUGGAUAAAAGUUGGAAGCUUGUUUAUGCUAAUGUUUUAUAAAUGGUUAAAUUCUAGCAAGAAUUCUGGAUUUUGAAAUCUUCUCCCAAGGAAGUAAAUAUGAAUGAAAUGGGCUUGCGAUUUUUCUCUGAAUAUCUCGUAUGUAUUCUUGUUAAUAUAAGCUAUUUCAUGUAUCACAAAAAAUCACAAUGGCUAUUUUUUUCACGUCUUCCUUACGUGUUUAAAUGUAUAUUACUUAUGGGUAGCUAAUGGAUCUUCUUAAAGCAAAUAAAUUGAACUAUUUAUAUUUUUUGAAGUUUACUUAAUUUCGAGGUCAUUCGUCAAUAUUUACUAACUUUUUUGAAUUCGUGCAAAUGUAGAUGUGGAUGUUCUGAUGGAAAGAUAUUUUUGUGCUCGAUAAUUUGGUUUUAAUAAUGUUUUUCAUAUUUCAUUUGAUAAUCAAUUUUAUUUGUGCAAUUCUGCUUUUGGCCUAGUGUCAUUAGUGGUUACUAUUCGUUCAUAUUCUUUUCAGCUAUAUUGAUUAUCUUUUCUUGGGAGACUAUGUUGAUCGGGGUCAGCAUAGUUUAGAGACCAUUACUCUUCUCCUUGCACUAAAGGUAUCAGACGAUUUUAAUAUUUUUGUAAAAAGAUCCUUCCCUGCUCAACUGUCUGAGUCUCUUCUGCUGUUUCUUCUAUCCCAGGUCGAGUAUCCAAACAAUGUCCAUUUAAUUCGUGGGAACCAUGAAGCAGCAGACAUCAAUGCCCUAUUUGGCUUCAGAAUUGAGUGCAUUGAGCGCAUGGUAUUUGUGAUAUAACCUAUUAUUUUUUUCUAAAGAAGCUGAAGGAUUUAUCUAUUUUCUAAAUACUCACUCUGAAAAACAGGGGGAGCGGGAUGGAAUCUGGGCAUGGCAUCGGAUAAAUAGACUGUUUAACUGGCUCCCUCUUGCCGCUCUAAUUGAGAAGAAAAUCAUCUGUAUGCAUGGGGGCAUAGGUCGAUCAAUCAAUCAUGUAGAACAAAUAGAGAACCUACAACGCCCAAUAACAAUGGAAGCUGGUUCAGUUGUACUAAUGGACUUAUUAUGGUCAGUUUUUUUUUGUAACCUUCGUAACUUUCUGGUGCAUCUACCUCUUGGCUUUAUGAAAGAUUCGCCACUUUUCUUAUGGUGCUUUCAACAGGUCUGAUCCGACAGAGAAUGACAGUGUUGAAGGUUUGCGACCAAAUGCUAGAGGCCCGGGUCUGGUUACUUUUGGGGUCAGUAUUUUUAAAUUGAUUUAUAUUUUGGCGGGAGAGAGAUUUGCAGUUUUUUAAACAAAUUCGCCUGCUUCUUAUUUGACUUCCUCAGGCAAUUUAUAGGUAUAUUGAAACUGAGUGUAUGAAUUCUCUAACAUUGAACCAGACAUCUCGUAUAACCAGACGUGCUCUCAAACAUUGACCCAACAGCUCAUUUAAUGAUGUGUACUCUCCAACAUUGACCCGAGCACGUCAUAUAGCGACGUGCACUCUCCAGCAUUGACACAAACACCACAUAUAACAACGUGCUAUCUCUAAAAUUCUUUCAAACACCCCUUAUAGCCAUUCGCUCCCUCUAAACUUCACAAACACCUCUUGUCAAUAUGUGCACCAACGACAGCGCUGUUAGAGACUGCAUGCACUAAUGGGAGAGCAGGGAUAUCAUUAAAAUAAUCAAUACAGGAAAAUUUGGAAUAACUUAUUCAGUGUGAUAUUGUUUUUUGUCAUCUGGUAGAAGCAUAUUAAAAAAUACUUAAGCUGUUGUGUCGAGCAGAGGUGCAUGAGAUUUUCCAUGCUAUCAUGUAGCACCACAAGGUUAAUCUCUGUCGUGCCUUUGAUGAAGGGGUAUCCUUCUUCUAAAGACAUUCAGAUGUCUUAAUUGUUCUUUUCAAAGUAGCCAGUAAAGUGAACCACUUGCCAGUGUGUCAAGGCGUGUGUUGUUUGUGUGUGCUUGGGUGUUUACUUGUUGUCGUCUUGCAUAAUGUCUUGUUUUCUUUGUGGCGUUUGGAAAGUCAUAUUAUUUUGUGGUAUUGGAUAGCUUAGUUUCAUGAACAUAAUAUAGUUUUCUGUACAUUUAAUCGAUCGAUUUUAGUUUGUGAGAAGCUACUUAGAAUAGUUAGAGGGAAUAAUGCAUGGAGUAUGCAAUUGGAUUUCUGAAGAUUGUGAGAACUUUGUUAAUUUCUGAACAGAACGCCAGCAAGUGGAUGACUUAUUGGGUGGAUAGGCCAGUAAGAGAUGCUUAUCAUAUUUCUUCAUGUAAUAUGAGGGUUGGCUACUAUCCAUUGUACGCUCCAUAGAAAAACGGAAAUAUGGGGGUUGAUUGCCUGUGCUUUAAGGUGGCUCAGGAAUUGGAAUAUUUUCAUCUCCAGUACAGUUGAGGAUAUCUAUUUCUAAGAUUUCACUUGUAAAAGUUUAAAUUUCUUUUACUUUACAGUUUGCUUCUGUAAAACGAUUUGCAUAUGCAUUCCUUGUUUUUCAAAUCUGUUCAGAAAAACUGUUUUGGAGUCUGGGGGUAAUAAGUUGAGUAUGGGGGUUGGCUCCUAGGAAGUAUACCGGGAAAGUUUCCAAGAAGAGUUAUGUCCAGUCCAAAUUGAACAGGCUGUUGUUCUCCUAGGAAUGUCAUGGAGAGUCCCGAUAUAGAGACCUAUGAGAUUAAUUUCAGAUCAAGGCUCUAUAAUGCGUAGAACCAGAAGCUGAAAUAAACAAAAUGGAUUAUGAACUUAUUGAUAGAGACCAGGUUGAGAUGGCUUAAGUGAACUGGCAUAUAAAACGUGGACGAUAGUGUCUGCAGGCGCUAGUCCUGCCAGGUAUUUCUUAAAUAAUGUAAGAUGGCUGAGGAGCAAUAUGAUUUGGUGGAGCAGAGAUGCUAAAGAUUAAUUGAAAAAUUCUGAGCAAGGCACAGGAAAGAUACUUGACUCCCUGGAAGUUAAAAGGAGGCAAAUAUGCCAUCUACUCAUCAGAAAUUAACCAUCAGGAGCUAAGGAUCUCAGUGCUGUUUUGAAUCGAAAAAGCAGUUAAAAAUGGAAGAACAUAUGGUAAUGAAACUGCUGAAGGAAAGAAAUGGAAACGCGUCUUAGUCUCAUACAAUAUCUAUAUUAGAUGAAUUUUGGUUUUUGAAUAUAUUAAACUAGGAUACAAAUAGUUAGAGGAUAAAGCCUUUGUUCGAAGUUUGUUGUUGAAAAUUUUACUGUUUUAUUUGUAGAAGAACUACGCAAACCACAGUUGGACCGGCCAUCCAGUCAGUGGAUAAUUCAUGAUGUAAGAGCUAAUAAACUGUUUCAUAUAAGUAGAUUUGAAAAUGGCUGUAUUGCACAACGAUGUAGACAUUGUCGUUACCUGGUGAUUGUCCAUAGAAAUCUAUUGAGCAUUCUGGGAGACUAUCAAUGUUGUUCUCUAAGGAUAAAUAUUAGAGAAGUUGAGGAUGACCUUUUGGUGAACUUUUUGACUCUGUAUGCUGUUCAUGCCACUAAAACAGAAGGGGCAUUUCACUGUAUAGGUAGCAGAUUUUUAAAUCAUGGCAGAGAUAUUGAAGAAAGCGAUAGGUAAGUUUAUAAGAAAGUGGCUUAUCUUGAAGGAAGAUAUCUGCUUCAGUUGUCUGCACACAGUUCUGUCCAAAAGUUAUUUAGACUGUUAAAUUAAAAUGUUUGCUCAUAAACUUGAUUGCGAGCAGGUUUAUGAUUGAAUAAUUUUGGAUUGCACUGAUAGGACGUUGAUUGCAUUAUGAUUAUUCGUAUUGGAUUAAUUUGGUAAUGUGUUUUAUUUACGGAGAAAAGGCUCCAUACUAAAUUGGGUACAGUGUGCGCCAGUGGGGGCUAUUUUCUCAUUAAGUGUUCGUCGGCCAAAAUCCCACCUAUUAACAGUGUAGGAUUUGAUCAAGUGGUCUUAUGGAGGAAGUGCAAUCUGAGGGUUUAGGGCAGGUCACACCUUCUAUUUGCUGCUAACGCCGUUCUUUUUGAAAUGAUGAUGUGGAUUAGGUCGGUUGUCUUGAAAAUCACUUGAAAUGCCAUCUAAUAUUUAGCUUACCCCAAUCUAUGUUUCUUCGAUCGGCAUCCCACACAAGGUGUUGGGAGUGCUACCCGAAAAAGUUGCAAAAGAGUUUAUAUUCCUGUCAGAAAUUUGUGGUUACAUUUAAAAAUGGAUCUAUAUCGGUUGGUGAGCCUUGAGGAAUUAAGCAAAGUUUUGAGAGAAUAUUUAAACAACGGAAAGAGUGAUCCUAUUUUCCCGUGGAAAUUUGUGAAGCACAGAAUGAAUUAAAAUUCACUUUCAAAAAGUAUACUCCAGUUGAAAUACAAUGAAGGUCAGAUUUGUGAAAUGCGGUCAAAAUAUCUUAGCACUACCUCUGAUAUCAUGAUUUUUAGAUGUGUACUUUGGAGAGCCAACUUUCGAGUCUUGAUAUUAAAUGAAAGCUUCUGGGCCAGGGGUUGUGUUCCAUAUGGUCAGAGUUGUGGGUUUCAAGACGUCCUAGUGAUUGCAAUAAAGAACGGUAGUUUGCUGCUAGUACAAGAUGUUCUUUGGAAAUUUAAUGGGAAAGCAAUAAUGGUAGACUUAAAGCAUCAGUCUGUGGUUUUGAAAAAACAAGACGGUUGGCAAGAGUCUGAUUUCUGCUGCUUGCUUCCCCCAUUGUCUGCAUUGAACAUUGAGAUUAUCUUUGGAGCUUGUGUUUUUUCUUACGAGUGUAAAAACUGUCUGCUCUGCUUGAUUGGUGGAGGAAAUCCCGGCCUAACAACUGAUCGGUGCUGGCAGCCUGACCGUGUAAUGGAGUUCUGCAGUAAUAACGACCUGCAGCUGAUUGUUCGCGCCCAUGAAUGUGUGAUGGACGGGUUUGAGCGUUUCGCUCAGGGGCAUUUGAUCACUCUUUUCUCUGCAACUAACUAUUGUGGUAACUAUCUUACCCCCUUGUGCCUAUCAGUGAUCAUUUUGGCUCGUUCCCUCUUGAGGAUUGGCUACUUUCAUAUGCAGGGACGGCAAAUAAUGCUGGAGCAAUACUAGUUUUGGGAAGAGAUUUGGUGGUCGUCCCGAAACUUAUUCAUCCCUUGCCGCCUGCAAUCAAUUCGCCCGAAAAUUCCCCUGAACGUCACGGUGAAGAUACAUGGAUGCAGGUUCUGUCAUGCCCCAAUUUUCUUUCCAUGCUUUCUCUCUGAAUAUAUUUUGUUCACUGGACAAGUUUUGCUUGAAACCAGGAACUUAAUGCAAACAGGCCUCCAACGCCUACUAGGGGUCGUCCUCAGCUUGCGAAUGAUCGCGGCUCCCUUGCCUGGAUAUGA
Spirodela intermedia is the source of this 18538-nucleotide messenger RNA. NCBI's taxonomy places the organism in Eukaryota, Viridiplantae, Streptophyta, Magnoliopsida, Alismatales, Araceae. The record is from the annotation of a GenBank genome assembly.